This is a messenger RNA of Anarrhichthys ocellatus (wolf-eel), 6418 nucleotides long. It is a transcript of the gene ell, whose product is annotated as elongation factor RNA polymerase II. Gene Ontology annotation, cellular component: transcription elongation factor complex. Gene Ontology annotation, molecular function: cis-regulatory region sequence-specific DNA binding. Gene Ontology annotation, biological process: positive regulation of transcription elongation by RNA polymerase II; snRNA transcription by RNA polymerase II; transcription elongation by RNA polymerase II. The coding region runs from base 1954 to 3717 and encodes 587 amino acids. The record is from RefSeq and is a predicted model, not a curated record. The transcript is spliced from 10 exons. NCBI's taxonomy places the organism in Eukaryota, Metazoa, Chordata, Actinopteri, Perciformes, Anarhichadidae.
GUGUGUGUGUGUGUGUGUGUGUGUGUGUGUGUGUGUGUGUGAGAGACAGGAGUUGCUUCUCUGUUUGCUGUAAUUAACAUUUUUAAAGCAGAGAUACAAGUGAAUAUGUGGGUAAAUGUGUCAUCAGAACUAUUUCCUCUUGCGAGCAUGUUGGCACGGGCUGGUUGAAUUCCAUAGAUUCAGACGUCAUAACUUGGCGAAGGAUGUGGUUUAUUUACAAGAACAUGCAGAACUUCUAAUGGUUGUGGUUGCCUGAGGCAGGUCAGCUCCUCACAGGGGUUCAGACCAUCCUCUGUGAUUUGGGUUUACGUCUCUGCUCUGAGUGGCGCAGUGUUUUCGGGUCGGUCAUCCGUCCGUGUGUGAUAUCUGAGGAAUGCCUUAAGGAAGUUCCUCAAAUUUGGCACAAACAUCCACUUCAGAGUGAACUGAUUAGAUUUUGGUGGUUAAAGGUUACUGUGACUGCACAGAACACAAUGUCACACAUAUAUCUAACAGGAUAAAAUGAUGUGGUGGCAACAUUUUGGACAGACAUUGGUGUAAACUGCAACUUGACUGGUUGGCAGAAGCAUACAUAUUCUACAUUAUUCUUCUGCUGCCAAAAUAGUCUCCACCUCCAUCUUCUGCCACGGCAAAUGUGUACUGACCAGCAUUCUGUAGCGUCCAGUCAACAACCUUGUAGUGAAGUAUCGUCUUUAUCCUGUGUUAACUGUCAUAAUGAUGAUAAUAAAAUCAAUUAAUAUUAUAAUGGUUGUAUUUUCAAAUUCUAUCUCUUAUUGAUUUAUCUGUAUGAGGUGAACUGCAGGUGUGUGUGUGUGUGUGUGUGUGUGUGUGUGUGUGUCAUGUUCUACUGCAGUAGAGCACUAUGUACCACUGAGAGCACAGGUUUUCCAGCAGGGCAAAUAAAGGACACUGUAUGUAUUUAUAGCAGGCCACCUGCAGCCUUUACACGUGUUGGGACCUCUGGUAAACAGAGCUGCCUACAGUCUGAACGCAUGUCAGUCCCAGCUGCACUGAAGAAGAAGCCAGUGAGUCACAAGGCUGAGCCUCUGAUCUGGGUUAGGUCAGUGGCGAUGAGGUGCUCCAGAGGACCUGUACCGCCAAUCCAAAACCAUCUCCUGUCACCGUGGCUCAGUGCGGUGCACCGUCCGGGGCUCUGACACCGCUUAUAAUUCGUGUUCAUGAAAACGGAGCUGAGCAGGGAUUCAUCCUGCCCGGCCCUCCAGGGAAGAAAAAGAAAAACCCGGCAUCUGCAUCCCAGCAGUCUGAUUAGAGGUUUCCAGAGAUUACUUAACGGUGGUUAACUCCAGUUCUUCUGUCGUCUGCUAAACGCAACACCUGUAGUGUGGGAGGAACUGGGGCUGGAAUAGGAUGUGGCAAACUGCGGUGAAGGCCAGAGACUGCAGAAAGACACAGUUCAUAGUUCCUCUGUUACUGUAACUUACCUGCGGUUCCUCCUAUGACACGUUGGGAACAUCAUUAGGAACACUCUGCAGUGUGCAGACUGUCCUAGCAGAAGCAAGCUGGAGGAAUAUAAGGCAGCAGAUUUUUAGCUGCAUUUCGUGAGGUUAUCGGCUUCUUUGAAGCCAGCAAGAAAAUGCCUGAGGCUUACUCGCAGCUUUGCCGAGGCAGAGCCAGGUUUUCAAGCAAUAGAGAACUGUCAUUUGUUUAUAGUACUGAAUGCAUCAAAAAGAAAAAUGAGUUUAGGUCUACAAAUAGGGUGUGGAGUGCAGUUGGUCACCCUCUCUUGGUAUCUUACUGAUGUUGAUAAUAUACAGCUCCAAAAGAGAUCGGAGAAAACGCAUGUACGUAUGUAUGGCAGCGUGGUCAAUAAUGGAACUAUUAUUGAACUAUAGUUUUAGUUUGUUCAAAUGUGAUUUAUUAAGAGUAGGUUGGAACUUUGAAGUGUUGUUCUGACACCAAAUAAUUAAGAACCGGUGUAUUGAUUUCAUAAUCAUGUUUUUCGUCUUUUGUCUUCAACAGAAAAUUUCAAUACCACGGUCGGAAAAUUCCAGUGAACUGCAAUCGUUUACUUUUUACCUGUCGAAUGUGGGCAGAGAUAACCCCCAGGGCAGCUUCGACUGCAUCCAGCAGUACAUCACCAGUGAAGGGAGCAUUCAACUGGAUUGUUUGGGUGGGAUCCAGGACAAGAUUACAGUGUGUGCCACAGACGACUCCUACCAGAAGGCCAGGGAAAAUAUGGCCCAGGUCGAGGAGGAGACUCGCAGUCGGAGUGCCAUCGUCAUCAAGCCCGGGGGGAGAUACGUAGGUAAGAAGGUUCAGAUCCGGAAACCGGCACCUGGCCUCUCGGACGUCGCCCCGUUACGGAGGACGUCUCGGCCCGUCAUCAUCUCUAGCAGUACGCUGAAGAAGGGCACGCCUCAGCACCGGCCGCUCCGAGAGCGCCUCACACACCUGCUGGCCCUCAAGCCUUACAAGAAGGCUGAGCUCAUCCUGAGGUUGCAGAAAGAUGGCCUCUUGCCACUAGACAAGGACUCCCUGGAUAGCUACCUGCAACAGGUGGCGAACCUGAACGGGAAGGACAACACCUUCACAUUGAAGGACGUUUUGUAUAAGGAGAUCCAGAAGGACUGGCCAGGCUACACAGAAGGAGACCAGCAGCUUCUCAAGAGAAUCAUGUUUAAGAAGCAGAACCAGACCCUGAACAGCUCCGCCCCUCCGCUGGAGAGCCCGCCCAAAGAGCUGGCUGGCAGCUCGCCAUCUCAGAAACGACCUGCUGCUGACUUCAUCGACCCUCUAGCCAACAAAAAGCCCAGGAUAUCGCAUCUCGCCGGCAAGGCUGCAACAGCCCCGGUUAAUGGCAAGCUCAACUCCUCCAAUGGGAGAGGGGAGGCAGGUGGCGCUCAGGCCGGAGUGGCGGUUUCAAUGUCGGACGGCGGCACGACGUCCAGCUCCCAGCAGCUCCCUCUACUAGACAUCCCCCGUCCUUUCGAAGCACUGUCGGAUGUCAGCAAUGACUCCAGCCACAACGGGAGAGAUUGUGACUCUCAGGAAACCGCCGUGUCUGAGAGGCUCAGCCAACAACCGACGCUGCUCUCGGGCCCGGCGCCCAGCAUCGGCACACCGUCUCCUGGACACACGGGCCCGGUCGUUCCUCGGGACAAGAGUCCUCCGUCUCUCAACAACAAGUCCAGGAAGAAGUCAAAAAAGCAUAAAGACAAGGAAAAGAGCAAAGACAAGGAGAGGGUGAGGGAAAGGGCUCAGGAGAAGGAGAGGAAGAGUCGUGGGGAACGUGUGCCUGAGCAGAACCAAGCCUGCGAGCUGAGCCCAGGAAACCUCAAAAGCAACAGUAUUCCACACAAAAGCACAGAUCUGAAUGGGAUGUGCAACAGUACCAGUAUUCCUACGUCGUCACCUGAGGUGGCAGGCUAUUUAUUGAAGUACAUGGUGAUCGUCUCUCCGGAGCAGCGUCAGAGGUAUAAAAACGAUUUCAACUCCGAGUACAGUGAGUACCGAGGUCUGCAUGCUCGGAUAGACGGCAUCACCCGGCAGUUCACCGUGCUCGACAAUGAGCUCAGACAGCUCCCUCAAGGCACAGACAAGUACAAGACAAUCCACAAUCAGAUACUUCAAGAGUACCAUAAAAUAAAAAAGACUAAUCCAAACUAUAGCCAAGAGAAGAACCGCUGUGAAUAUCUACACAACAAACUGGCAUAUAUAAAGAGACUUAUUGCCGAGUACGAUCAACAGCAACUUUAAAAGUAGUUCCGACAUUGUUUCCCUGUUGUCUCUGGAAACCAAGCAGAUAAAGGAAAACUCUGGAUUCCGCCUGUGCUAAAAAACAACAAAAUGUUCACAUGAAAGAUGCCAUGAAAGGAGUAUUCCCCCUCAUUGGGGCCAAAGGCUCGAAUGAAGACUUAAGCAGGACACAUGAUAUUUUUCUCUUUCCUUCCCCCCCCCCCCCCGUUUCUUUUUUGGAGGACGGGGUUGUGCCUCGUGUGGCACCAGGUCCGUCUGUGUAGUAACGAUGCAUCCAGGAAAAAAACGGCUCCGCGUGGCUUUAUUUUUCUCAACAGCCCAACCCUGCUAUGUGAACAGAGGUCUAAAAGAGUCGAACAUGGAAAACUUUCUCACUUUCUUUGGAGAUAAUCCAAAUAAUCUUUCCUGCUUUUGAAACUAGAUAUUUGAGACAGAGAUGUAAACUGCGGACUCUACGCCAAAUGCAACUAAUUUAUAAUGAUCACUUCCCCCCCCCCCCCCAUGUACUGAAACGAAUGGUUAUGACUUUGAAGUUAUUUUUCCGUUUUUUCCUUUUUAUUUAUUUUUGACACUUAAUUCAGGAGGAUGAGUCUGUUCUACACUCCUCGGUAUCAGUACUUUAAAAGCUGUCUCUUCUCUUUCUGUCCUCGCACCAUGAAUGUCAGCCAGUAUUUUAUUCAGAAGCUGCCUUGCCCGUCGAAUUGUCAAUCUGUUGGCGUUAAUUAUAUUUCGCUCUUUUAAAGAGAUGCAGAUAUUUACCAUUGAACAAAUCGCGACAAUGCGUCUAAAUGCACACGGUCGGCUGCAGGUUUGUGUGCUCGGCUUUUCUUUUCUGGAAAACAAAAAAGCAACCUGUGCAGAUGUCUUAACAUGUGAGAAGGUCUGCAGUCACUGUGGAGCCGUAGACCUUCUCUAAACACGGUCCUCCUCACUCAGCUGUGACGAGCCGCAGUGCUUGUUCACCGAUUUCCAGCAGUUGGUCCUGAUGUUCAUCAUAAUGUAUCGAUGAACUACAUUCAGCUCUUAAUUGGUUGUCUUUCCAGUUUAGGUCCUGAUGGCUUUUUGUAGCAAUAGAAUAAUUCAAAGUUAUCGGAAGAGUAAAAAACCGCCAGCGCUGCUCUUCUUCAUGCUUCAGUAAAAUCCUCUUAAUUGUAAGAUGAUGCAGACGGGGGAUGCGGAUCUGUCUUUUUCUUUUCAUCCUUAAAAAAAAAAAAAAAAAAAAAAAAAAAACUAGUUCUCUUCCACAGAUCUGCUAAUUUACUAUCAUUUACACAAGUUAUGUUCAAAUAGUGUUCACAGCGUCUUUAAGAAAAAAGAGAUCAAGCUGUUAGUUUCGUCUGCUCAUCGACCCACGUGAUAGUCCAUCGAGACGACUGUUAAGAUGAAGCCAUCCUCCAUCAUGUUACCGGGUGGAGGCCUCUCUCACCUGCGACCAGUUUUUGCCUUUUUCAAAUGUGAUGUCAGAUAUUCACCGAGGUUGACCUGAAAUCUAUUUCCCGGAUCAGCUCUCGCGACAGAUCCACUCGCCGUGUCCGAAGACUACUUAGAACUGCUGUAUCCUGACUUCACCCGAUGAACGAGCGAGUUCAGUCAGCGACUGCGUUUCUUAAUAACGAUCUUUUUAUGUGAAAUAUGAAAAAUCAGCACUUUUUUUCUCCUGAUCUUGCUGUUACCUGGGGGGGGGGGGGGGGGUUUGUCCAAAUGACACUUUUCUCUUUGUUCAUCAGAGUGCAUGCUUUAUGAAUGUGUUACAAUGAACAGUCUUUGUAUCUUUACUUGAAGAAAAAAAAAAACUAAAAAAAAAAAAAAAAAACUGCCCAAGGAUAUCGAAAGCCAAGCAAAGGCCUAGUUCAACUGAAUUUAGUAUGUAUCGAUUCGACGUGGCUCUGACCAGCAUGUAUACCAAAGUGCUUAACCGAGUGGGAUGAAACAAAACGCUCUACCAAAUGACAAAGGAACAUGUCACAGUAUUCUCUUCUUCCUGUUAUCAUUUCAUUCGUCAUCAUUUAUCACCCAGUGGAAACUUUCCCCGUGUUUUCUUGUGAGAAGUCGGAGGCGACUCCUUUUGCUCCAGAUGGGGAUUUGCAUGACUGGGCUCGAGUGUUUUUUAAGGUAAUGUCAGAUUUCAGAUUAUGUAACCCUCCUAAUGCAAACACUACAUUAAGGCCAAUGCUCCAGGACUCACCGGGUCUAGGCUGAGGCUGGAUCUGGGUCUGGAGGGACACGACGUUUGUAACGGUGAAUAUCUUGUUACCAGAAUCGGCAUUGCCCAGUACUGCAACCUUUUCUUUUCUUUCUUUUUUUUUUUUUUAACAAGAAAGACACUUUUCACUCACUGUAUCUUGUUUUCUAGAAACAUUCUGACAUAAUUCCUGUAUAACAACUCUUAUUACGGUCAGAUAUCCAUUGUGAAUGUGCUCAUCAGUGAACACGCUUUGCUCCGACGGAGAGCAAACUGUUUGACAGUAACGAUAUGCCAGCACAGGAGUACCGUUGUAUGAGUUGAUUGUGCCAAAAUGACCUGUUGUAUAGGUUUUUCUUUUCUUUUCUCGAGUAUAUACAUGCUGCUGUAUAAGCAAAGAGGGCUUUGGAGAAGAGUCAUGAAAUGUUGGCGCUAAAACCCAAAGCACGCUUUUUGAAAACCAUGAGGGACUGGGACUGAAAUUGAUCUUUGUUUCAAUAAAAUUCUUUAAAAUCCUGA